UAAUAAAAGUGGCCGGUCGAAGCUCCUCUAGUCUCAUUUACACAGAAUUCAGGAGUCUAGUCUCUGCUCUCUUCAACAUGAGGACAGCACAGUACAUUGCCCUCUUCAUGUUCCUGACUCUGCUCUGCCCAAUCCAGGUGCAGACCGCUCCUGUGCCUGAGGAUUGGACGGGCCUGAUCACCCGAGCCAAGCGCUCUCUCCUUUGGCGAUGGAAUACUCUGAAGCCCGUUGGCACAAGCUGCAGAGAGCACGACGAGUGCGGGACCAAAUACUGCAGGAAAAAGAUCUGUUCGUUCCAGGUUUUUAUAUCUUGAACUGAAAUAUAUAACUCUGGACACGGCCAGAACAACAAUCAAUGGAGAAGCAACAAUCAAUGGAGCCUGUCAAUGGAAUGCCUAACUGUACAAACUGAUGACACAGGAUUUGAAUUGGCUCGCCAAAUAUUUGGUAAAAACAGCUAACCAACUCAUUUGAACAGCUCGAUAAUCACUUCCUAACUGAUAAAAAAAAAAUAUAUAUAUAUGUACCAGGUACAGUCUAACAGUAAGUAAGCUGUAAAUGUUGUAAAGUUACAUGAACCCUGUGUCAGUAUGUCCAAUCAGAUAAUAGCAUUCCCAUUGGAGAUACUUCAUCUAUCCAAUCAACAAAAUGUUUUAAAACAAAAUACAGAAAAUGCACUCAAACCAACAUGAAGCAGUUUAUUGACAAGAAAUAAUAAUGUCUGUGGAAGAUACGUUCAAAACUG
Messenger RNA from Oncorhynchus mykiss (rainbow trout), 745 nucleotides. RefSeq names its product liver-expressed antimicrobial peptide 2. Gene Ontology annotation, biological process: antimicrobial humoral immune response mediated by antimicrobial peptide; defense response to bacterium. The record is from RefSeq and is a predicted model, not a curated record. Lineage: Eukaryota; Metazoa; Chordata; Actinopteri; Salmoniformes; Salmonidae.